This is a messenger RNA of Ipomoea triloba (trilobed morning glory), 2076 nucleotides long. Its product is annotated as protein LTV1 homolog. The coding region runs from base 134 to 1747 and encodes 537 amino acids. Gene Ontology annotation, cellular component: nucleus; preribosome, small subunit precursor; cytosol. Lineage: Eukaryota; Viridiplantae; Streptophyta; Magnoliopsida; Solanales; Convolvulaceae. Gene Ontology annotation, biological process: ribosomal small subunit biogenesis; ribosomal small subunit export from nucleus. The transcript has 5 exons. The record is from RefSeq and is a predicted model, not a curated record.
CUCUAUCUCAACUAACCUCUGUAGUCUCUUUCGUCUCUUCUUCGCUCUUAUUGCCGAGCUGAGACUUUAUCCCUCCUGUGCUGAUCUUCCAAUCUUUACAUAAAUUUUGAUUAAUUAGCUUUGCGGUCCUAAAAUGGGGAGGAAGAAGAAAUUCAUCGACAAGAAGAAGUCGGCAACGUUCCAGAUACUCGCCAGAGACUCAUCGGAUCCGAAUUACCAUGCCGGGCCCUCCGGCGACAGAAUAUUUUGCAGAGUCGACAAUAAUCCAUACUCCGUUGGCGGUUUCGACGAAGGAGACGAGCCGAACGACGGCGCGUUGGAUGACAACCGUGGUGGUAUUUGUGAUGACGCGGCCGACGAUUGCGAUUCCGAAGGGAACGACUUCGGCUUCGGGCUUUCUGAUAACGGAGCUCAAAAGAAGCCGUUGCCUGAUCAUGUAAGGAAGGAGAUACUGGAAUUAGGUUUUCCGGAUGAUGGAUACAACUAUUUGAUGCACUUGAGAGAGAUUAAAAACACUGGCGGUGGUUCGGCUUAUUAUGAUAACCCAAAAGCUGAGCUCAACCAGGUUCCACAUGAUGUCAAGGCAUAUGAUGCUUCAAGAGUGGAUGUUUCAAAAGUGGUGGAUGAUAAUAAUGAUUCCAAUGAGAAGGUGAUAUAUAAUGUGGCUGCAAAGACUGUGGGUGUUAGAAUUCAGAAGGCAGUGGAUCCUGAGGUUGCUGCAAUGCUAGAUGACAGUGAUUUAUCGCACUUUGGAUCUGAUGUGGAGGAUUUAGAUGAAGAUUUUGUUAUUAAGGCCAAUCUUCCCGAAGAGUCGUUUGAUGAACAAGUUGACGAGAAGUUGGAGUUUGUCAAGACUACUGAGGUGAAAAUGAUAGCUACCAAUGAUUUGUGUGGGAAGGGAAAUAUCAGAGAGGGGGAUGGCUGCUUUGAAGAAAAGGCAAGAGUUCGCCGAGCAAUAGAUGAGCAGUUUGAUAUGCUUGAACUUAAGGAAUAUGGUUCAGAAAGUGAAGAUGAUUUUAAUGAUUAUACGUAUGAAGAAAAUGAUUGCCAGCCAUCUCUUGCAGAGAAGCUCAAUCGCACCUUUAAGCUCUAUUCAGUGGAUGGGUCAGAAGUCAAUGGGACUCAAAUGAUCCCCUCAGAUCUGUUUUAUAACAAGGGGAUGGUAGAUAAUGAGGAGGCAAUGGAAUCUGCUCCUGAUGUUAUUGACCGGUGCAAGGAAUAUGCAGAGAAGUAUGAAAAUGAGAGUCCAGAUGAAGAGGCAGAUCUUUUUGAGGAAAGCAGUAGUGAAUCUGAAAUAUGGGAUUGUGAAACUAUAGUUUCCACAUAUUCCAAUCUUGAUAAUCACCCUGGAAAAAUUGAAGUUCCAGGUGCGAGGAGAAAGAAAAAGUUGGCUACUAUCCCUGAAGCCUCAAAUUCCUCUGCACCCAUAAUAUCCCUAAAAGGAAAGGAGAAGCUUCCUGUUGACUUCUUGCCUAACAGGGGAAAGGAUUCUUCAGGAAAGAAAGAAAGGAAAAAGCAAGUUGCAGAUGAGGAGGAUAGUGCCAAGUCUAAAGCUGAGCAAUUAAAAAGGAAGCAACAUGGUCAAGAGUCAAAGGAGGAAAAGAAAGAAAGAAAGGCUGCUGUCAAGGAAGAAAAGCGUGAAGCCCGCCGUGCCAAAAAGGAAAUGAAGGAGCUAUACAAGUCUGAAGCCCACCAGGCUCAGAAAGUUGCUGCUUUCACUGGUCCAUCUUGUAGACGUCUUAUGUGAGCAUGCACCACAAUUAUUCUUUUCAUGCAAGGUAACAAGGCUUCAGGAAAUACUGAUGGGCGUGUGGAUUGAAGUUAUCCUGCUACUCUACUUUGUUCGACAGCAGUUGCUAUACAUAACCACUCUUUUGCAGAUAAAGAGGGCAAUUUUGGUUGGACUGGAUAAUGAUAUGAAGAACAUUUUUUUUUCAUUUUAUCUUAAAUAGUUAAAUCAUGCAUGGGUUCUAUAAUAUUGUACAUGAGCUUGCACAUUCUUACUUGCUCAAUAUGUACUUUGAUGAAAGGGUGAUCAAUACAUCUUUUUGGAUUUGUGCAAAGAUUUAUUUCUUA